Molecule: messenger RNA, 1113 nt
Organism: Amaranthus tricolor (Joseph's coat)
Lineage: Eukaryota; Viridiplantae; Streptophyta; Magnoliopsida; Caryophyllales; Amaranthaceae
Exons: 2
Coding region: 33-995 (320 amino acids)
Molecular function (GO): zinc ion binding; nucleic acid binding
Source: RefSeq, a predicted model, not a curated record
CAAGAGUUCAGGCUCUGGAAAAUCAGUUAAGAAUGAUGGAAAGGAAUAAUGAGAGGCUGCUGAACUUAAUGGAGAAGCAGAUGAGUCGUUUCCAUGAAGAUGAUGAGGGGAAAUUUUAUAAGAGAUUGUCUAGUCAUCAACCUCCAAAAUAUGAUGGAGAACCUGAUCCAGUUCGCUUUGAGGAUUGGAUUGCAGAAAUGGAGAAACUGUUGGAGGCUAUAAACUGCCCGUCAAGGAUGAAAGUGAAAUUAGCCGCAUUCUACUUAACAGGCACUGCUGAAUUAUGGUGGAGGACUAUAAAACAAACCGCCAUAGAUUCUACUUGGGAAGAAUUUAUAAAGAAGCUUCGUGAUCAAUUUUACCCACCCUCGCUUCAGAGAAAGAAAGAGAAUGAAUUCUUGUUUCUGAGGCAAGGAACUAUGUCAGUGAUCGAGUACGCAAGUAAGUUCAGAGAGCUGGCUAGAUUCGCUACUGAAAUAGUGAUCUCUGAUCGAGGCAAGGCGAUUAGAUUUUUCGAAGGUCUGAACCUCAGGAUCCAAAAAGGCACUCCUAGAUAUCAAGAUUUUGAUGAUUUGUACAAUCAAGCCUUGGAGUACGAGCGUAUUUUGGAAAAAGAAGACGGGUUUAAUAAAAGAAAGAAUGAAUCUAGUGGGGGCAGUAGGUACAAGAAGGCCAGGAAUGAAGGGAAGAAGCCGUUUCAGACUGUAGCAAGGCCGACACAGUGGAGAUGUAGGUUAUGUGGAAAAGAUCAUCGAGGCCGAAACUGUAAUGGGAAGAUUGUAUGUUACAAGUGUCACAAGGAGGGACAUCUGGCUAGUAACUGUGGGGAAACGUUCAAUCUGAGCAAAACAACAUCAGAAGCUGCAGGAAACAGAGCAUUUGGCAAUCAGAGGAAUGAGACUAAAGCAUCAGUAGGCCUGCAUGCAAUUGGAGAUCAUUAUGAUGGUUUACACCAGGAGUUUGAAGUUGAAGAUGCUGCAGGUAACUUUACAUGAAGUUAUUAAGAAGCUAUUGUAUUGUUUAUGUGAGAUUAGGAUAUUAUAAGUAUGUAGUUUGUAUUAUGGGUAUGUAAAAAACGAUAAUUAUGUAUUAACGAAAGAUGUAAUACGUAAA